Molecule: messenger RNA, 1956 nt
Organism: Thermochaetoides thermophila DSM 1495
Lineage: Eukaryota; Fungi; Ascomycota; Sordariomycetes; Sordariales; Chaetomiaceae
Exons: 4
Coding region: 1-1956 (651 amino acids)
Biological process (GO): actin filament bundle assembly; actin filament network formation
Cellular component (GO): actin filament; cytoplasm; actin filament bundle
Molecular function (GO): actin filament binding
Source: RefSeq, a predicted model, not a curated record
AUGUCUAUGAACGUUCUGAAGCUACAGAGGAAAUUCCCUCAAUUCCAGCAGAAUGACCUCUUCUCGCUAGCCGACGCCUUCCGCAAGUUGGAUGUCGACGACAAGGGGUACAUUGACGAGGCCACUGCCAUCAAAGCCACCCAAGCAAGCGAGCGCCAACCCUACGACGUCGUGCGCCAGGCACUGAAGGAGGUCGAGCUCGACUCGUCGCGCCGGGUAGAGCUGGAGGACUACAUUGGGCUCAUCGCCAAGGUCCGCGAGCGCUCCUCCAGCGGGCAGCAUAGCACUAUUCCCGCGUCGUCGCCCGCCGCCGUCAUCUCACAACGGACAGGCGGCCACCAGUCCAAGGGCAGCAUCAGCGGCGGCAAGAUCUUCGUGCAGGGGUCGAACGCUAACAUCACGCACACCAUCAACGAAGAUGAGCGCACCGAAUUCACCCGUCACAUCAAUGCCGUGCUGGCCGGCGACCCGGACAUCGGCCACCGCCUGCCCUUCCCGACCGACACCUUCGAGAUGUUCGAUGAGUGCAAGGACGGUCUCGUGCUGGCCAAGCUGAUCAACGACAGCGUGCCCGACACCAUUGACGAGCGUGUGCUCAACAUCCCCGGCAAGAAGCACAAGACUCUCAACGCCUUCCAGAUGACGGAGAACAACAACAUCGUCAUCGAGUCGGCCAAGGGCAUCGGCUGCUCCGUCGUCAACAUCGGCGCCCAGGACAUCAUCGAGGUGCGCGAGCAUCUAAUUCUGGGCCUGAUCUGGCAGAUCAUCCGCCGUGGUCUGCUCGGCAAGAUCGACAUUAAGCUGCACCCCGAGCUGUACCGGCUGCUGGAGGAGGAUGAGACCCUCGAGCAGUUCCUGCGCCUGCCGCCUGAGCAGAUCCUGCUGCGCUGGUUCAACUACCACCUCAAGGCCGCCAACUGGCCGCGCCGCGUCACCAACUUCUCCAACGACGUCAAGGACGGCGAGAACUACACCGUGCUGCUGGCGCAGAUCGGCGCAGAGUACGGCUGCACCCGCGCGCCCCUGCAAACGCGCGACCUGCUCCAGCGCGCCGAGCAGGUUCUUCAUAACGCCGACAAGCUCGGCUGCCGCAAGUUCCUGACCCCAUCCUCCCUCGUCGCCGGCAACCCCAAGCUCAACCUGGCCUUCGUCGCCAACUUGUUCAACACGCAUCCCUGCCUGGAGCCCAUCACGGAAGAGGAGAAGCUGCAGGUCGAGGACUUCGACGCCGAGGGCGAGCGCGAAGCCCGCGUCUUCACCCUCUGGCUCAACUCCCUCGACGUGCAGCCCGCCGUGCAAUCCUUCUUCGACGACCUCCGCGACGGCACCAUCCUCCUGCAGGCCUACGACAAGGUUAUCCCGAACUCGGUCAACUGGCGUUAUGUCAAUAAGCCGCCUGCGCAUGGCGGGGAGAUGCUUCGGUUCAAGGCGGUCGAGAAUACCAACUAUGCGAUCGAGCUCGGCAAGCAAAACGGGUUCUCACUUGUGGGUAUUCAGGGGGCUGAUAUCACCGACGGUCAGCGCACGCUGACGCUGGGCCUGGUCUGGCAGCUCAUGCGGAAGGAUAUCACGCUGACCCUGAAGGGGCUGGCGCAGAGGUUGGGCAAGAGGGAGAUCACGGAUAAUGAGAUGGUGCGGUGGGCGAAUGAUAUGAGUCGCAAGGGCGGCCGCACCUCGAGUAUCCGGUCAUUCAAGGACCCGGCAAUUGGGACUGGUGUGUUCCUGCUGGAUGUGCUUAAUGGCAUGAAGAGCAGCUAUGUGGAUUAUGAUCUGGUCACGCCGGGUCUUACCGAGGAGGAUGCCUAUAAUAAUGCUAAGUUAGCGAUUAGCAUUGCGAGAAAGAUGGGUGCUACUAUCUGGCUCGUGCCGGAGGAUAUCUGCCAGGUGAGGAGCAGGCUUGUGACGACGUUUAUUGGCUCGUUGAUGGCUACGUAUGAAAGGAUGGGCGGCCAUUGA